This is a messenger RNA of Strigops habroptila (Kakapo), 1134 nucleotides long. RefSeq names its product chromosome 3 C12orf50 homolog (gene ZC3H11D). NCBI's taxonomy places the organism in Eukaryota, Metazoa, Chordata, Aves, Psittaciformes, Psittacidae. The transcript has 10 exons. Bases 1 to 1134 code for a protein of 377 amino acids. The record is from RefSeq and is a predicted model, not a curated record.
AUGGCCUCUUUUCUUUCUAAAUAUCUGGAACUGGGUGAAACCAACCUUCAACAGAAGUUGAAGAACAUCGCCUGUUUCUGGGAAACACAGCCCUCAGGCUGUGUGAGGAUCAGCUGCGCCUUCCGUCACAGCAAACCUCGUCAUAUCAAUGGACUUUUUCUGCCACCUACUAACAGUGCUCCAUUGCCACAGGGUGACCAAGAAAUUCUGCCUCCAGUCCAGUGUGAAGGAUCACUCACAAGUCCAGAGAAUAUUGUAAUACCAAUUCACCCUCCACUGAUUAUAAACCUCAACGACGAAGAGGAUGAUGAAGAGAUUGAUGAAGAGGAUGACGAAGAGAAAUAUGUUUCUGACUGGGUGCCUAAGACUGCUGAGGAUAUCGAAGAGGAAAGAGCAAUAAAGGAAAUAUGCUAUAAAUCUGGAGAGUUUUAUGGGAUUCAGCAGCCUGACCAACACCAGUCAUCCAACCCUGUGUCACCAUCUCAGGAAACUGAGCUACUGCCCUUGGAAGCUACCCAGUGGGACUUGCAGAAAGGUGACAGCAAUACAAUUCCUCCAGAAUUGAACAACACAAAUAGAGAAGGAGAGAGUUUGGGAAGGAGAGUACCAAAAGAGAGUGUUCCCAGAAUGCGUUUCAGAUCCUUUGAAAAUGGAGAAAGCCACACUGCAGAACCCAAAGUACAACCCGGUUACCAAAAAAAUGGUCACUGUAAAGAUGGUGAAACUCCUUCUUCUCUUCCACUUGAGAGAGAAACUGGGAGAAAGUCUUACUUCUGUUCUUCAGAACCACGAAGAUCAGCGUAUGUAGUCUACCGUACUGUCACAGUCACCCAAGAACCAAAGUUCAGUGGACCUAGAGCAGCUCCUGAGCGGUCUGUUUGGAAAUCCUCCAAAGGAAAGAAUCAGCCUGGCAAAAAUAGGAGAUUUUGGACACAAACGGACAUCUAUGACAAAUACCCUCCAGGAUCCUAUAAUGCACCAACUUGGAGGAAAAGAAAUCCACAGGCAAAAACGUUCUCCAAGACUAAAACAACCAUUCAGAGCCAAGAAGACAUGGAAGUGAACCGAAAAGGAAAACGAUAUGAAGACAGGAGGGAGAUGAAGCAAGUACUUGAAUUCACAAGAAAAAUCUGA